AUUUGAUCCCUUUAAUUUUGGUUAAUCACGCAGCCAAUCAAAAGUCGUCGCGAGGAGCAAUGCAGCGAACGACUAUAGCCGUUUAAACAUUUUUUAUUAAAUUUAGACUGAUAGAAUAUUGUUCACUUCAUUGGUUUAUCUUAAUGUUACAGUUGUGUUGUACUUGAGCAGCAGACUGCUUGGUAGCUUCUCCCUCCGACUGACGGAAUAGUUAGCAUGCUAGCCUGUUAGUCGCCUAGCUUGACUGUCUCUACAAUCCAACUCUUCUUUGUCUCCUCUCUUCGAGCAAGUUAGCCACAACCAUUUUUUUCCUACUUGUGCUUGCUGACACUGGUGUACGACCCCCUUUUAAAAAUCACCUGGCAAGAUUUAACUACACCAAAAUAGGCGGCUUUGGAACCAAGAUGUCCAACCGAGUGGUGUGCAGAGAAGCAAGUCACGCCGGGAGCUGGUACUCCGCUUCGGGGUCCCAGCUGAAUGCACAACUAGAAGGCUGGCUGUCACAAGCACAGUCCACAAUCAAACCCGCUAGAGCCAUCAUAGCUCCGCAUGCAGGGUAUACCUACUGUGGUGCUUGUGCCGCACAUGCCUACAAGCAGGUGGACCCCUCUGUUACUCGUAGGGUGUUCAUCUUGGGACCCUCUCACCAUGUGCCCCUCUCCCGCUGUGCCCUGUCACCAGCAGACGUCUAUAGAACACCUCUCUAUGACUUGCGAAUCGACCAGAAGGUUUAUGCCGACCUUUGGAAAACAGGGUUGUUUGAGCGGAUGAGCAUGCAGACGGACGAAGACGAGCACAGCAUCGAAAUGCACUUACCUUACACUGCGAAAGCCAUGGAAAGCCACAAAGAUGAGUUCAGUAUCGUUCCCGUGCUUGUGGGCGCUCUGAGCGAGUCCAAAGAACAAGAGUACGGGAAGCUGCUUAGCAAAUACCUGGCUGACCCUUCCAACCUUUUCAUCAUCUCAUCGGACUUCUGCCACUGGGGUCAGCGAUUCCGUUACACGUACUACGAUGAAGCGCAGGGGGAGAUCUAUAGGUCAAUUGAGCAUCUUGAUAAAACGGGAAUGGGCAUUAUAGAGCAGCUGGAUCCCAUGUCUUUCACCAACUACUUGAAAAAGUACCGCAACACUAUCUGUGGCCGUCACCCCAUUGGAGUGCUACUAAAUGCUGUAGCUGAGCUGAGGAAGAACGGUUUAGACAUGAACUUCACUUUUCUGAACUACGCUCAGUCAAGUGAGUGCAGGAACUGGCAGGACAGCUCCGUGAGUUACGCCGCAGGGGCCCUCAUCGUUCAUUGAGGUCAACGAUCGCAGGGGUCACUGCAAAGACACAGCCCUGCCCUUUUAUUAUCUAUCGCCAUAACCUGACCUAACCCCUGCCCCCUCUCACCUUACUCCCCCAAUCAACGCCUACUAUUUGCAGGAAGGACCUAAACACGCCGAGCCAAUAGUCCCCUCCUCCCUUGUUUCGUCCCCAGCUCGCUUGCUUUUUUUUCACCCUCCUCACAAUUUGCUGUUCUCUCAGCACUGAAGGGGGAAUCAUUUGAGUUUUAAGUGCAGUUUUAAAAUAAUAGGUCCUUGAAAAAGUUCAGAGAAGCUGGGAUGGGUAAGGAAUAUUAUGGUAUAAUUGUGGAAGAUUUGAGCUCUUUGGAUUCUUUGUCUCUUUAUGAUCUCCUUAUGGAUUUGAGUUGUGAUACACAAUCUGCAUCGGGACAGGCGGCUGCCUGUGCUCGUGUAAUCUUCCAGGAAUGAAAAUAAAUCUGCACAUUUUCAUGGAAACCAAUACUGAAAUGUCAGAUGAAGGUGGAAUAACUCCAACCAUAAAAGCAGUUUCCUAGAUAUUGACUACCAUUGUGCUUAACAUACAAUGUGUUGGAGUUUUUAACAAAAGGGCUGCAUUCAGAUCGACCCAUAAACUAUACUUUACAAAACCAAGAACAGGUAUAGCUCACAUAAUAUCUUUAUUCAUAUUUCGUAAAACUUCUGUAUCUCUUUAAAAGUUUUAGUGGGUGUGGUAUUAUUUACUAAAUACUAUGUAGAUUUUUAGUCAUCAAUAUCAUUUAGCCAGUAACUUAGUGGCACAACUUUGCUGUAUCAAUAUUAAUUCCCACAAUCAGACUUCAUGGUUUGUUACCAAUGUAAAAGGAAACUUUAAAGAUUUAUUUUUUAAAUUGUCGGAACUAUUAUUAUAAUAGUUGAAUAGCAAGAAUCUGCAUUUGUUUUUCUGUUUUAGUCAGAAAUGUCUAAUGUUAAAGAUUAUUGAAUGUUUUGUAAAGAUUUGACCUCAGUAUUGGUAGCAAAGAGUUAGGGGAAUUUAUGAGCUGAACAAAGCCAUUUUGAAUUUUCAUCGGCUUUGACAAUAUCUGCUUAAAAAUGUGCACCAUUAUGAUGGUUUUAAGUGCAUAAAACGCGAGCAGUAAGUGAACUUUGAUGGUAGCGUGGACUAAUGGCAAUAUACAGUAUGUUUGUUUGAGGAUUAUUACUUUCUGCAGGGGCUCCCACUCGUACAUGAUGCAGUCCUCAGCGCAAUAAGAGUGGUAUAUAGGUAGAAACUGUGGCCACAGACUGAAAGCUGAUUCACCAGACACUUGACUUCUGGUGUUUUGUUUCAAACCAGUAAAAAAUGACACACUGUGUUACUGUGCCUUUUUAUCACUGUUGCACAAACACAUAUAAAGCAUAUUCUCAUUUGUAGUCUUAUUUAGAACAUUUUGUGUAAUCUUCCCUCUUUUUGUCUACCUGAUGCCCACAGUGUGUUGGUGACCUUUCCCCCCAUCUGUUGGUCUCAAGUGGUGCCAACUUUUAUCUGCUUUGUCCAGCAGAGGGCGAUGGUUGCCUUUUUCCCCACCUCAUCUCAUUCCUGUAGAGACAAAGCCUGAACCUCAACACUGUUGUUUUGCUUUUUAUUGAUUUGUAUUUGUCUUUUAGAAAUGUUGGUGGGGGGAGGAGGGUAUUUUUUUUUUCUUGCUCGGAGGAUGAAAAACGUACACAUAUUAAACAGAAAUAUACUACAUACAUACUCCUAAAUGGAGUUUUUUGAUCUCAGGUUCCACUGAAAAGCAUUGCAAGAAGGUCUUCAGAUGAGGAUUUAUGUUACAAAGCAAGUAAAGUGUACUGAAAAGCAGGUGUCUUGUCUUUUGUUUGCAAUCAGGCAGGCGUAUACUUGCUUGGUGUUGCAUUGGGACAUUUAAAUUCAACUCACACCAACAACAUGGUUUAACUUAACAACUUUAAAUCAUGUUAUGCUGACUUUUUAAAAUUAACAUGUGGAUGAUCUUUGCCAUGGUGACCAGCCUGGACACCUAAUGUUUGUUACAAUUAAAAGCUAUAUGUGCAAUUUUUUUUUUAUAAUGAACAUGCAGCCAAUGUUUAGUAUACAUUAAUAAUAUACCUCUGCUUGAUGGUUAGGAUACCAGGAAAUAAAAUAAAAAAAUCUCACUCUUACUGUUGCUUAGAUUUUUGCAGUGCAACCUCACAUUAAAUUUAAAGUGACAUUUUGGUUAGGAACAACAGUUUACAAGGUGACUAACAGGAGGAGUCAAUGUUAACUGUGUUGGAGUCCUGCAUCAGUUUCUCAGUAUUUAUCCAUCAAUCUAUCUUCUACUUAUCCAGCACAAUCAUCAUGUCAUUUCUUAAUCCUUUUCUACAUCUUAUCGAGUUAAAGGUCAUUAGUAAACUGGAGCCAAUCCCAGCUGACUUAAUCAGAAUGAAACACCCCUUGCAAAAUAAACGACAAUGAAACAACAAAAAAUGUGAACAAUAAGAUAUAACAAAAUUAGACUAUGUAAGAAUAGCAACAUAAUAUUACCAUGACCAACUUUUAUUUACAAUACAUACAGAAAAAAAAAAUAGUUAAAAAUACCCAAACAAAAGCAAAAAAAAUACUAUUACCUCUGAUUCUAAUGCAGGGGUCUCCAAACUUUCCACUGAGGGCCGCACACUGAAAAAUCAAAACAAGCGGGGGCCAUUUUGAUAUUUUUUUAUUUUAAAAACCCAAUACAAUAUAUGUAUAAAAAAUAUACAUUUAGGCCUCCACUCAGGCUUGAUCCCAGGGACCCCAAAGGGUUUUGUUAAAAAAAAAAAAAAAAAAUGUGUCAUUAUUCAGUAUUAAAAAAAACAUGUUUUUUAAUGGAAAAAACACAAAAUAUGCAAUAUUUUCACCCAAUAACAUUUUUAAGUGAAAUAUUUCAGAUUAUAUAAUAAUUGGAGCCUUAAAAAGGUCAAUAACUCAUAACACCAUUGAUUUUAAUU
Messenger RNA from Entelurus aequoreus (snake pipefish), 4250 nucleotides. RefSeq names its product mediator of cell motility 1 (gene memo1). Lineage: Eukaryota; Metazoa; Chordata; Actinopteri; Syngnathiformes; Syngnathidae. The record is from RefSeq and is a predicted model, not a curated record. The transcript is spliced from 9 exons. Bases 405 to 1298 code for a protein of 297 amino acids.